This is a messenger RNA of Mesorhabditis spiculigera, 1272 nucleotides long. NCBI's taxonomy places the organism in Eukaryota, Metazoa, Nematoda, Chromadorea, Rhabditida, Rhabditidae. The record is from the annotation of a GenBank genome assembly.
AUGGCUGCUGCAACGAAACAUCUUGGUUUUUCGGUGACUUACUCAACCUCUUAUGAGCAUCCGUAUGCUCUUGCACGCAAGUUAUCUACAUUGGAUCAUUUGACCAAGGGACGUGUCGGUUGGAAUAUCGUCACCUCGAAUUUGGAAAGUGCAGCCAAAAACUUUGGAUUGUCACAUCAGAUUGGACUGAAUGAAAGAUAUGAGCGUGCUGAUGAGUUUAUGGAGGUUGCCUAUAAGCUUUGGGAGGCAAGCUGGGAGAAUGAUGCUGUUGUAUUAGACCGUGACAAGAACAUCUAUACCAAUCCCUCCAAAGUACAUGACAUCGGGCAUAAAGGUGACUAUUAUUCUGUUCCUGGUAUUCAUUUAUAUGCAACGAAAGAGAAAGAAUAUUUGCAGCAGCACAUCGAUUACUUCAAUGAGCUUCGGGCACUCGGACAUGUUAUUGGAAACGGAAAGCUUGAGGAUGAUGCUGAAGGAUUAGCUAUUUUUAAAGCUACUUCAAAGGAUCUGGCUGCAACGGAACUUAAAUCACGGAUGGAGCAUGGUGAACGUCCAUUUAUUGUUGAUGUUCGAGAAGACAAUGAAGUUGCAACUGGAGAGGAAGAAAUGCUACAAAAAACAAAUCGACUUACACUCGUCGAACAAGUGGCGAAGCAGAUAGAAGAGUUGAUUGAACAAGGAGUGUGGAAGCGCGACGAGAGAAUUCCUCCCGAGCCGGAGUUGAUGGAGCAGUUGGAGGUUAGCCGUAAUACGCUCCGAGAAGCGAUCCGUGCUCUGACCCAUGCGGGAAUGCUGCAAACAAGGCAAGGAGACGGGACCUACGUUCGAUCCACUAGUACAUUUGGUCCAGCGUUGCAACGUCGAGUCUUGAAGACAGAUGCUCUUCAAACGUUGGAGGUCCGGCAUGCGUUCGAGCGCGAGGCGGCGAUCUUGGCGGCACGUCGUCGUUCAAAGGAAGAUCUGGAUCGCAUUCGCCACUGCCUCGAUCGGUGUUUCCAGGCGAUUGCUGACAAGGAUACUGAGGCCUACGUAGAAUGGGACUUGCGAUUCCACAGCUCCGUCAUAAUGGCUUCGCAUAAUGAUCUCUUGAUCGAGAUGUAUUCGAAUAUUGCGGAGGCGUUGCAAGAAGUGAUCGAAUCAGUUAAGAGCAUUAGCGAUCAGAAUCAGUACGUCGAUCUUCAUGAGCAAUUGCUGCAAGCAAUUGAUAAGCAGGAUGAAGAGUUGGCGGAACAAUCCGUUUAUCGUUAUAUCCAGCUCACUCAAAGCCAUUUU